ACGCACGCGUGACGUGCUGACAGUCCCGCUCAGGUGAGGUGCGGCUUCGGAGAGUUCGCGUGAGGAAAGAGUCGAAGUCAGGAGAGAGGAAAGCUGAAGGAAAACUGUCGGGGACAAGAGCCUUUCUCUCCCACCUCCCCCCAAAAAACACUGCGGACGCUGCAAUCGUUUAUUAUUUUAGAUCGUUCGGGGCGAGGAGGGGGGGGGGAAAGUGCGUGGAGUUAAGGGAAACCUGUGAGCGGUAAGCCGAAGGAGCUGAAGUCCAGGAUAACAAAGUCCCCUUCACUCUUUCCCCGUUCGGCAACGCUGCCGACAGACAAGGGGAACCAUGGCGGAGCAGGAAAGCCUGGAGUUCGGCAAAGCAGACUUUGUCCUGAUGGACACAAUCAACAUGUCAGAGUUCAUGGCAAACUUAAAAUUGAGGUUUGAGAAGGGCAGAAUCUAUACAUACAUUGGUGAAGUGGUGGUUUCUGUAAACCCUUACCGUUCUAUGAAUAUCUAUGGGAAGGACACCAUUGAGCAAUAUAAAGGGCGCGAGUUGUAUGAGAGGCCACCUCACCUAUUUGCUAUUGCAGAUGCCACAUACAAAGCCAUGAAGAGGCGAUCAAAAGACACCUGCAUUGUCAUAUCAGGGGAAAGUGGUGCUGGUAAAACUGAAGCUAGUAAAUAUAUCAUGCAGUUCAUUGCAGCUAUUACAAAUCCCAGCCAAAGACAGGAAGUGGAAAGGGUAAAGAACACACUAUUAAAAUCAAAUUGUGUUUUGGAAGCCUUUGGAAAUGCUAAGACCAACCGCAAUGAUAAUUCUAGUCGAUUUGGAAAGUACAUGGAUAUUAACUUUGAUUUUAAAGGUGACCCUAUAGGUGGCCACAUCAAUAACUAUCUGCUGGAAAAAUCUAGGGUUAUCGUGCAGCAGGGUGCAGAGAGAAGCUUUCACUCAUUUUACCAGUUACUCUUGGGUGGACCUGAAAAGUUGCUGCGGUCUUUGCACAUUGAGAAAAAUCCCACAACCUACAAUUUCAUCAAAGGUGGUGGAGUAGUAAAGUCUGCUAUAAAUGAUGCUGCUGACUUUAAGGCUGUCGCAGAUGCGAUGAAAGUGAUUGGGUUCACGGCUGAAGAGAUUCAGACAGUUUACAAAAUCCUCGCCACCAUUCUGCAUCUGGGAAAUUUAAAAUUUACAAUGGACGGUGACGCCACUCUCAUUGAAAGCAGUAAGCUGCUGUCAGUGAUUGCAGAACUGCUCUCAACUAAAACUGAUGCGGUAGAAAAGGCCUUGUUAUAUCGUACCGUAGCUACAGGACGUGAUGUGAUUGACAAACAACACACAGAUCAGGAAGCCAGCUAUGGACGGGAUGCAUUCGCUAAGGCAAUAUAUGAUCGGCUUUUCUGUUGGAUUGUCAACCGAAUCAAUGAUAUCAUUGAAGUUAAGAAUUAUGAUGCCAGAAUCCAUGGGAAAAAUACAGUUAUUGGUGUCUUGGAUAUCUAUGGCUUUGAGAUUUUUGAUGACAACAGUUUAGAACAGUUUUGCAUCAACUAUUGCAAUGAGAAGUUACAACAGCUCUUCAUCCAGCUUGUACUGAAGCAAGAACAGGAAGAGUACCAGCGUGAAGGCAUCCCCUGGAGACAUAUUGACUACUUCAACAAUCAGAUAAUUGUGGAUUUAGUAGAACUGCAACACAAGGGGAUCAUUUCGAUUCUUGAUGAUGCCUGCGUUAAUGUGGGAAAAGUUACCGAUAAGAUGUUUUUGGAUGCUCUGAACAACAAACUGCAGAAACAUGCUCAUUAUUCCAGCCGGAAGCUUUGUGCAUCUGACAAGACCCUGGAGUUUGAACGAGAUUUUCGGAUUAAGCAUUACGCUGGGCAUGUUGUAUACUCAGUCAAUGGGUUCAUUGACAAAAACAAGGACACACUGUUUCAGGAUUUCAAGCGGCUAAUGUACAACAGCUCUAAUCCUGUGCUGAAGAACAUGUGGCCAGAGGGAAAGCUCAGUAUCACGGAAGUAACAAAACGUCCUUUAACAGCUGCCACCUUAUUUAAGAACUCCAUGAUUGCAUUAGUAGAAAACCUGGCAUCAAAAGAGCCUUACUAUGUUCGAUGCAUUAAGCCCAAUGAGCAGAAAUCUCCACUCCUGUUUGAUGAGCGUCGCUGCCAGCAUCAGGUGGAAUAUUUAGGUUUAAUGGAAAAUGUACGUGUUCGGAGGGCAGGAUUCGCGAACAGGCAGACUUAUGAAAGAUUCCUGCAGAGAUAUAAGAUGAUUUCAGAGUUCACAUGGCCAAACCAUGAUAUGCGAACUGACCAAGAAGCUGUCAAGAAGUUGAUUGAGUGCUGUGAAUUUCAGCAUGACGUGGCAUAUGGAAAGACCAAGCUCUUCAUUCGGACACCAAGAACUUUGUUCACUCUGGAGGAGCGGCGAACACAGAUGAUUGAACGGAUUGUUCUCUUCCUGCAGAAGAUCUGGAGGGGAACCAUAGCUCGACUUCGUUAUAAACGCACAAGAGCUGUCUACACCAUCAUAAAUUACUACAGGAAAUACAAGGUGAAAUCUUAUAUCCGGGAGGUAGGCAAACGUUUCCAGAAUGUUGGGACCUUGAAGGAUUAUGGUAAACAUGUGAAGUGGCCAACUCCACCCAAGAUCAUACGUACAUUUGAUGAAACAUUGAAGUCUGUUUACCAAAGAUGGAGAGCAUUUCAACUGAUUAAGAGCAUCCCACCUGCUGACUUACCGCAGGUCAGAGCAAAGGUCGCAGCCUUUGCAAACCUGAAGGGCCAGAGAGGUGAUCUGGGCCUCCAAAGAAGCUGGGAGGGCAAUUACUUGGCAACUAAAAGGGAUAAUCCACAGAUGACACCUGCUUUCUCUGCAAGAGCUAAUGAACUGAAGCGAAAAGACAAAUACAUGAACACACUCUUUUCCAGUCAUGUACGAAAGAUAAAUAGAUUUAAUAAACCUGAAGAUCGUGCAAUUUUCAUCACUGACCGGCAUUUGUACAAAUUGGAUCCACUGAAGCAAUAUCAAGUGAUGAAGACUAUCCCAUUGUAUAAUGUUACUGGGGUGAGCGUGUCAACAGGAAAAGAUCAACUUGUUGUUUUUCACACAAAGGACAACAAAGACCUUAUUGUGUGCCUUCAUAAAAUGCAGCCAGCUAAUGAGAACCGUAUUGGAGAGCUUGUCGGCAUUGUGGCCAAUCACUUCAGAAGUGAGAAAAGGAACUUCCAUGUGAAGGCCAGUGAUCCAGUUCAGUGUACUAUGCAUGGCAAGAAGUGCACCAUCAUUGUGGAGACCAAGAUCAACCAGUCGCAGCCCGACUUCACCAAGACACGAUCAGGAUUUGUUCUUUCCUGGCCUGGAAUCUAACAAACGCCUCUUAUAGUUUUGUGGCUUAAGGCCAGAAUGCCCUUCAAAUUCACCAUGAAAAAUUCAACAUUAAUGAUGGGGAAAGGGGCAUGCGUAGUUCAUGUUUAGCAAUAUAAACAUUCAUGCUGCAGACAUGUUUUCUAGUAGACAUGCCUCUUCUGACUGAUCUGCAUGAUCCUCUUUGCAUUUGAUCUGCAUUGUCUUCUUCGACACUCUUUCUCCUGCUACCAGCUGAAGUUGGCUUUCUCUCUUUUGUCUAUCAUGAUUUCUCAAUCUCCUUAACAUAAUGAUCAUGCACAGCAGGCUCUGGUGUAGAUUUUAAGGGCUGUGGACUCUUGCCCUCGCUAUUUAUUUUUUUAUUUAAAGUUUUAACUCAAUUUUAAGAAUGCAGAAAGAGAGAGAACAAAUCGUCUCAUAUGAAAAUCCAUAAUUAUCUUCAGUCUGUAAAGUCUCACAGACCAUUAUGAAAUGAACUGUACUUGAGGUAAUCAUGUAUCUUAUGAUGUCCAUUUAAUUAAUCUAUUUAGCUUCAGAUUCCUGCUUAUUAUAACUCAUAUCUGAUGUUAUGUCAGUCUGGAACUGUUGCAAUUCUGAUAUGAUCUCUGCAAAACUCCAAGCCACAGUACAUUUUGAUUCCAUGCCAGGUAGCCAACCUACUCUUGCCUAAAUGAGUAAAAAGCUUGAACUUGCAACGUUUUUCAUUUGUUAAUCUAGCUUGAAAGAGGUUAUAUAAUGUCAGCCACGAUGUAUAACUUUCAAUCAAACUUACAGAUCUUGGUUUUAUUAAAUGUCAGAUUUGCGCUUUUGCACCCCUACCCCAACACUUCAAUGUACACAAAGUUAUUUACACAUUUUCUAACCGUUCUGUUGGCUUUUAUAAUUCAGAUGCUUGUGAAUGUGCUGCCCUCACCACAACAUCUGCUAACCAUAGCACAUCUUGCUUACUGUUGAAGUGAAACUUUCAAUUAUUCAUACAUUAACCUAUAUUCAUAACUAGAAUUCAUGUUAUCACAAGGUUUGACAUUAUCUUAUUGUAAUCCUAUUAUGGCAGACACUUAUAGGGACAGUUUAUUUCUCUGUUUUAAUUCCCCUUUCCUUUAACUCUGUAGACCAAUGCCUCUGCUGAUAUAGAGACAUACAGCACAGAAACAGGCCUUUCGGCCCACCUUGUCCAUGCCGACCAAGUUGGCAUGCUGGGCUAGUGAAAUUUGUCUGCAUUCGGCCCAUAGCAUUCUAAACCUGUGUGUCCAAAUGUAUUUUUAAAAGUUGUCAUAGUAUCCACUUCUAUAACUUCCUCUGGCAACCUAUUCCUGAUACGGAAUACCUUCUGAGUGAAAAUGUUGCCCCUGAAGUCCUCCUUAAAUCACUUUCCUUUCACCUUAAGCCUAUGCCCUUUAAAGCAGAACAAGUCAGUCAGGGAUGGAAAGUUUAAAAAAAAAUCUGGUCUUAUAGCAGAUAAUGUCCAUGAAUGUUGUGUUGCACCCGCUCAAAUGUUGCUUAACAUGGCCAGCAGCAUAAUGAAAUCUGCUUAUGUUCCUACAUAACCAACUUUAGCUGCAGUAAAUAUCCCUUCCAGAGUUCGAAAAUGAUGACUUCAAUUUCUACUCCAGCAUUCAAAUACUUUAAAGGGGUUGGCGAUGAAAAAAGUAAAUCAAAGGUUCUUUCUACAUCAGGUUGGAGAAUGGAGGAGAUUAAAUGAAGAGCAGAGUUCUCGCAUUUCCUGGCUGACAUAAUUCCUCAAUUAACAGCAUCUUAAACUGAUCUUAUUAUGUAUGUUGGGCGUUGCUGUACAAAAAUCAGGGUUUACAUUUCCUUGGAAAAGGAUACAUAUCAUUGGCUAUAAAAAGCUCUGGUCUAUCCCAGGAAGUGGAAGACUGUACAAUGAUGCAAAUUAUUCAUUCAUGUCUUUUGAAAUCCUACAGUCUAGGAAAUGUAUUCAUUUAAAAAUGAUAAUAGCUGAUGUAUAAAGAACCGUAUGCACAGCUUAAGCUUAACUGGAAAUGCAAUUGCUGUUGAAAUGUCACCAGUACAUUCAAAUCACUUCCCUGCUGCAGGGCAGGGCCAUCAAUAAGAUCAUUUUCUCUUCAUUGCUAUUUUUUACGACAAUUUUCAAUUUAUUGUGAAACUGGGCAGUUUUAAGCUGUGAGUACCCAUUCACUGAUCCUUGACCUUGUGUUUGCUGACAAGACUAUUCUUUUGAGCAUAACUGUAGACUCAACUGUACCAUCUAAGACUUUUUAAUAACAGAAAGAUGAAUAUAAUUUAAAUGUCUGAAUAUCUAGCAUUUUGUUAUGUAGUUUGGCAUUUGUUAUCCUGUAAGAUCAGAGAGUCAUUUUAUCUCUCAUGAAGUGGAUAGUCCUGAAGAUUCACACUGAUCAAUAGCGUUUCUUUAAAUGUAUCAUUUUUGGAAAGAUUGGGUCAAGGAACUGGAUAGAAAGGUGAUCAUGAGUUUUAGUUUUUGUUUUUCCACAGACCAAUCAUGUUAAUGAUUAAUGUUCAGCUAUGUUCCAAUGAAAGAAAUAAUGCCAAAGAUGUGGGUGCAUAUUGCACACAUUCCUGCUUAUCAUCAGGCAAUCCUUGAUUAUUAUUUAUUUAGCUUGCACUACAAAUGCUUGGUCUAUCUUCAAUAAUCAGUUAUGUUGUGUGGAAUAAUCAUGGAAUUUUCAACUUCUGAAGGAUGCCUUGUUGUUUUGACGCAGAGUUCAAUGUAAAAAUGGCCUCUGCUAGAUUUUAUGUUUUGUAUCAACUCCAAUAAUUGACUUGAAUCAAACUCUGCUAUUUCCAUUUCUGCAACCUGGUUACAAAGAUUGUAAACAAUUUAACUCCAAACAUUUUAACCAUCCAAAGACUGUAAAAGUGUCAGACAAUGCAGGAGCUGAGGAGGUUGCAUGGGACCACUCAAUUGCAUGUGUUAUGAUGGAGAGGAGUAGCAGUGUCACUGGCUGCAAAGAGAAAAAUAGCUUAUUUCAUAUUCUCCCUUCACUCUCCAUCACAGCCAGGUGCCAACAUAUCAGGUUUGGUGAUGGGCAAAUGUCUAUGCAUGUUGGUUUUGUUCUUAAUAUCGGAUUUUCCCUUCACAGAUCUAGUCAUGAGAUCAGGUGCGUUAGUUAAAAAAUAUGCAAUCAAAUGUGCCAGCAACACAUGCAAUUGUUCAAGUGCCUUUAUAUUGAAAAUGCAGGUCAUUGGAAGAUGCACCUGAAAUCAUUUGGUAUUGGUGUGUUAGAUAUUACCAGUUGUAAUAAAAUGGUGUAUUUAAUCACUAAUGAAUCAUGUAUAAAUCAACUUUAUAUUUAGAAAUAUAAUAUUCAGAAUUCAGAUUAGUUAUAGUAUGAAUACUUACAAAUAUCAGGAGAAUAAUAGUUGGUAAUCAAAGGUUUUGUGAUGUUUUCCUCAAAUCAAAGUUUAUAGUGCAAUUUUAUUUGAUAUACAUUUUUUGAUUUGUAAAUUAGUAUUUCUGAAAAGAUUUGUCCCAUUGUAGCCUUGACUGGCUAUUCAAUAAAUUACUUUAUUUUCAUAAAUGCUUGAUAUGUUCCACACUACAAUAAAAGAGUGUUUUCAUUAAUAAAAGCAUUCCUUGAAA
This is a messenger RNA of Amblyraja radiata (thorny skate), 6929 nucleotides long. RefSeq names its product unconventional myosin-Id. Bases 329 to 3349 code for a protein of 1006 amino acids. The record is from RefSeq and is a predicted model, not a curated record. Lineage: Eukaryota; Metazoa; Chordata; Chondrichthyes; Rajiformes; Rajidae. Gene Ontology annotation, biological process: actin filament organization; actin filament-based movement; endocytosis. The transcript has 22 exons. Gene Ontology annotation, cellular component: cytoplasm; myosin complex; plasma membrane. Gene Ontology annotation, molecular function: microfilament motor activity; actin filament binding; ATP binding.